Molecule: messenger RNA, 962 nt
Organism: Leptopilina heterotoma
Lineage: Eukaryota; Metazoa; Arthropoda; Insecta; Hymenoptera; Figitidae
Product: probable serine/threonine-protein kinase DDB_G0278509
Exons: 2
Coding region: 1-897 (298 amino acids)
Cellular component (GO): extracellular matrix
Molecular function (GO): protein binding
Source: RefSeq, a predicted model, not a curated record
AUGUCUCAAAUGGGAGUUCAACAUUUAACAACAAAUACAUUCGAAAAUAUUCCAAAUAUCCAGUGUCUUAAUCUCGCAAGAAACAAUAUUAGUGAUAUACCAGAAGAAGUGUUUCAUUCUAAAAAUUUCGAAAAUUUAAUCUACCUAAAUUUAUCAAGCAAUCGUCUAGACGUAAAUGAAUUAGACUUUAUAAAUAAUCACAAAAAUUUAAAGACUCUAGUACUAGACUCUAAUACUCGCAACAACGAUGAAAUUUGCCUUUCUGAAAAUAAAGACACUAAACUUCGUGUAUUAUCAUUGAAAAAUUGUUAUUUAUAUUCUUUAAGCUCAAAUUGUCAUUAUGAACAAAAAAAUUAUCCUUUAAAAUUUUUAACAGCGUUAGAUCUUUCUCAUAAUGAAUUUAAUGUAUCAUCAUUAACAUACGAUCGAUUACCAUCAUUACAAAAUUUGUCAUUAAGUCACAAUCGACUUCAUUCAGUACCUGAAAAUCUUGCUGAAUUUCCAGAUUUAAAAGUACUUUCCCUAAGCUACUGUGACAUUACCAAAAUAACUUCCGAUACUUUCAAAAACUUUUCACGUUUAGAAAUUUUAUCGCUCAGAGGAAAUCAAAUCACUAAAAUCGAUUUUACCUUAAAUUUACCAAAUUUACGAAUUUUGGAUUUAGCCGAAAAUCAACUGCACAGUCUACCAAUAAAUUGGUCUGCUAAUUUGAAUAAUUUACGAUAUUUAAAUUUAAAUUCAAACUAUUUUCCAUCAAUGGAAGCACUUAAUUUAGGAAGUCAGUUGGAAUUGAAAAAUUUGGAAGAUUUACAUUUAAGAAACAAUUUAAUAUCUAGUAUAAUUGUACCAUUAGACUUACCAUCUGAAUUGACUAUUCACGUUGGGCCGAUUUUGUAAUCUCCAUUUUCUGAAAAAAUGAUAUUUUAUUACAAUAAAAUUAAGAAACAUUGUAUUUUUUUAAU